Molecule: messenger RNA, 2784 nt
Organism: Nerophis lumbriciformis (worm pipefish)
Lineage: Eukaryota; Metazoa; Chordata; Actinopteri; Syngnathiformes; Syngnathidae
Source: RefSeq, a predicted model, not a curated record
AUGGAGUCCAGAAUCAAGGAAAGCCCAGAAUCUGUUUUUGAGGUAUAUAUGGAGGUUGUCAGUCCAGGCACACAAAGCACAGGUCCUGAAAUCCAAAGGAAAUUCCCAGAAGACUUCCAAGAUGAGGAAACUAUUAAGACCGUGCCAAAGUUCUGCUUUCCACUUUCUUUGGAUAGUGUCACAGUCAACCAAACGGAUCAGCAUUUCACAUUUGUACUGACGGACAUCAACAGUAAACACAAAUUUGGAUUUUGUCGCCUGUCCUCAAGUUCACACACCUGCUACUGCAUUGUUAGCUACCUGCCCUGGUUUGAUGUGUAUUAUAAACUGCUAAAUAUCAUUGCAGAUUACACUGUUAUUGGCCAGGAAGCUAUUUUACAAGACCUCCUGGUGUCUUUACACAGCCUUUCCAUUCCUGAGCCUGGUGUUCCUGUUCAAAUUGCAAGGCAUUUCUACUUCACUGUACCUGACCUAAAAGAGCUCCCCAGAAUCCCAGAAAAUAGGAACCUUACAGAGUACUUUGUAGCAGUAGACGUCAAUAACAUGCUACAACUCUACGCUAGUAUGCUUCAUGAACGUCGGAUCCUCAUCUGCUGUAGCACGCUAAGCACUUUAACAGCUUGUGUCCAUGGGUCUGCUGCCAUGUUAUAUCCAAUGCACUGGCAACAUGUUUACAUUCCAGUCCUGCCUCAGCACCUAUUAGACUACUGCUGUGCUCCAAUGCCCUAUCUUAUCGGAGUCCAUUCCAGCCUAAUGGGGAAAAUUCAAGGACUGGCUAUCGAGGAUGUAGUGAUUUUGAAUGUGGACAACAACACACUUGAAACUCCUUAUAAUGACCUUCAAAGCCUACCCCAUGAUGUGGUUUCAUCUUUAAAAAAUCGUCUGAAGAAGUUUUCAACUACCCCAGGCGAUGGUGUGGCCCGUGCCUUCCUCAAGAGUCAGGCCGCUCUGUUCGGCAGCUACCGAAAUGCUCUUCAAAUUGAGUUGGGUGAACCAAUAACAUUCAAUGAAGACACUUUUGUAAAUCAUCGAUUGAGUGCCAUGAGAGAAUUCCUUCAGAGUGCCAUUCACCUUCAACUGUUCAAACAGUUCAUUGAUGGCCGUUUGGAACUAUUAAACUCUGGAGAAGGUUUCAGUGACAUUUUUGAGGAGGAGAUCAGCAAAGGCGAUUAUGCAGGAAGUGACAAAUCCUAUCACCAGUGGCUAAUCACUGUGAAGAAAGGAAGCGGAGCUAUUUUGAACACAGUGAAGACCAAGGCAAACCCAGCCAUGAAGACUGCUUACAAAUUUGCUAAAGACCAUGCCAAAAUGGGUAUUAAGGAAGUAAAGAGCCGACUAAAGCAUAAGGAAAAUACAGAUAACGGACCAGGAAUUGUUGACGAGGGCAAUGAUUUUGUUGUAAAGAGAUUUGAGAGCGAGGGGACACAGCAAACAUUGGAUGAACACAGAAUGAAUUUCAUGUUUUCUUUUCCACAGUCACCUAUGCUGUUGAAGAAAACAAAUAGUAAUGAGAGUCUGGAAAGUCCUCAAGACCAGUCACAGAGAUACUACUCACUGAGGGAGGUUGAGUGGAUAGAAGAUCACGAUUCUAAUUUGGGUCUCGAAUGUCGCCGCCCGUUUCAAAAGAACCUCGCCAAUGCCAGCAAACUAGCACAUUUCUUCAGCCGCCUGGACGAGCAUGAUGGCCAACCUCUUCCUUUGGCUAAAAGUCUUGAGGACCUGAAGAGUCUGAAAGACUAUGAAAAGCUUCAAAGCAAGUUCACUUGUGAGCGAAUGGACCUUAGUUUCAGUGAACACUCACAAAUACCUUUGAGCCUGAAGCUCCCCAACACUUACAACAAGCUGUUGGAUAUAGAACCAGAUCAAUCAGAAGUUUCCUUUUGGGACCACCCAACCUGCAAGAAAACUCAAUCAGCUCAACUUCUCACACAGAAAAAUGAUCACAACAGUCACAGUACAGGUCUUGAACCACCAGACUCGUCCGCUCCUGACAAUAUUACCAUACCUCGUCCUCACGGAAGGAAGAGCGCUGAACUUGGAACUGUGUUAGCUCCACUUUCCGGCCAAUCUCAAUCAAAACCGUCUAAUGGGGAAAGGACAAAAACAGGAGGUCAUGGAUUUCAGACCUCAGACGCGUUCAACCUUGCAGAGGAUCACGAUCACGUGGAUUUGAUAAGCCUUCUGGACCCCCUAAAUAAAUCCUCACAGAUAAGUUCCGCAUCAACGGGGGAAGAAAUGAAUAUUGGAGUGUUUACAUCAUCUUGUGAAUCAACAAUCCCUCCUCGGGCUUACCCAAUGAGCCAACCUCCCUUUCAGCCGCAUCAUCACAUAUCACCUUCUGUCUUUACUCAGCCUGUCCAGAAUUCCCUCACCCAAAUGCAGUAUUUGUCAAGUCCGAGGAGUACACCUUUUAGUGCAGUGUAUGAACAACCAAGUGGUUCCUAUCUCCACAAUCCAACCAAGUCACAUCCUCACCCUGCGCUCUCAGAAGUCUCUAAACAACACUUGAUUAACAGUCCAACGCUUCUUCCCAGUUACCGAAUGGGUAAGCCUUACCCAUAUAUCCAGCAGACUCACUUAUCAACCAGCAAUAAUACGCUUUCAGGACUUUCAGACUCAGUCCUGGUCCCAAGUACUGCUCCCAACUCACUCGCAAGACAACUUCAAGAUGGCAACCAGAAACCUCAGGAUCCUUUUGGUGACCUUCUGACGAUGAUUCAACCAACUAUACCUCUUCAAAAGAGCACGGAUCAGCCUCAGAAGGGGUGGGAAACAUUUGAGUAA